AUGUCUAGUCACGAGGAUUUCGACCUUGAAAAGCAAGCGGUGAGAGCCUACUCUCCAAACGAACAAGACAGUAAUGACAAUAACACAUUUGAUGGGCGUACUCAGAUUUCCAGAAUCGAGCACUCGAUCCAUGAUGAUGGCCGUGAGGUGUUGUUAAUUGGAGAUACUAAAGUUUAUAAGGACGAGUUUGUGCGUGCCUUUGGCGGUACUUUAAACCCAGGUAUUUCGGUGCCAACUAAAAUAUCCAAAGAAUUUGCGGUCGCUGGUCCGCUUGGGUUGUCAGCGUUUGCCCUAACGACUUUUGUACUUUCUUUGAUUAAUGCUCAAGCCAUGGGGGUUGAUAUUCCUAAUGUAGUUGCCAGUGUGGCGUUUUUCUACGGAGGAGUUGUGCAACUCUUGGCUGGUAUGUGGGAAUUUCCUGCUGGUAAUACUUUUGCUGCUUGUGCAUUCAGUUCUUAUGGAGGGUUUUGGAUUUCGUACGGUGCACUCAUUACUGACGCAUUUGGAAUCAGUGCUGCCUACGAAGCCGAAAAUGCCACUGGACAAUUGAGCGAUGCCAUCGGGUUCUAUUUAUUAGGGUGGGCGAUUUUCACAUUUAUGCUCUGGUUAUGUACCAUCCGGUCCACUUGGGCGUUCACCUCGUUGUUUUUCUUCCUUUUUGUGACCUUUUUGUUGUUGGCGGUUGGCCAGUUUACUGGUGAAGUCGGAUGUACCAGGGCUGGAGGGGUAGUUGGGAUUGUGGUUGCGUUUAUUUCUUGGUAUAAUGCCUACGCUGGUUUGGCUACCAAACUGAACACCUAUAUUACCAUCAAACCUUGGUACUUGCCGGGCGCAGAAUAG
Messenger RNA from Saccharomycopsis crataegensis, 840 nucleotides. Its product is annotated as acetate uptake transporter family protein. NCBI's taxonomy places the organism in Eukaryota, Fungi, Ascomycota, Saccharomycetes, Ascoideales, Saccharomycopsidaceae. Gene Ontology annotation, cellular component: plasma membrane. The transcript has a single exon. Gene Ontology annotation, molecular function: acetate transmembrane transporter activity. The coding region runs from base 1 to 840 and encodes 279 amino acids. The record is from RefSeq and is a predicted model, not a curated record.